AUGAUCACGGGCCUAUGUACCAGUCUUGUCAGCGGCGAUCCAAACACUGGAAUAGUUACACAAGAUUGCAGUUUUCUGAAAUAUCCACCGGACGAUCCUCACCAAAGUACCAUAGCUUAUGUUCUCAAUGAUGUAAUGACGAUGACACCUACUACAUUAGGAUAUAUGUACUUCGAUUCAACUGAUCCAUCUCCUUCUGGUAUUGCUUUUGGGCAUGGAAGUUGCGAGAUGACCUUGUCGCAACAAGAUUGCGCCGCUUGCAUGACCGCCGCGUAUAACGAAAUUCAGUUUCGAUGUGCUGGACAUGGCUUCGUUGAAAUUUUCAUUCGGGUAGAAGAGGCGGAGCAGGAAAGAGGCAUUCUUCAGAUUGAAGGUUGGAUGGUUGGGCUGAACGGGAGCAGGACAGAGGCAACCCAUUUAGGCUUUUGGAAUCUGAGAACCCAAAAAUACUUCGUCUGCACAGAUGGGUACGGCAGAAGGGGGAAAGCGCCCAUAAGAGACGAUGAGUCAAUGUCAUGGAUUUACCGAGGUGCCCAUUCGCGUCCAACAUUGUACGUAGAGGUUGCAAAUGAACCUGUUCAAGAUGUUGGGGAAGGAACUAGUAGUGGUCAGUAUGAUGGUGUAGGGGCUAGUGGUGUUGGUGUAGUACCGUCUAUUUUUGACGACAUCAAUAACAUGGACAAGUCUGAACUGCAUGAGGAUUCUGAUGGGAUCACAAUGUGGGACGGUAAUUGGCAGACGGUUAGACAUGGUGUACAUUUUGCUAACAAGAAAGAGGUACGAACAGCUGUGGGGGAAUGGUCAUUGCGACAGGGUCGGGCAUGUCGGGUAAAAUAUAGCCGUCCCUAUACGUGGGCCACUGAAUGCGAGACUAAAGGGCCGAAGUACCCAGAAGAACUUCUCCACGGCACUACUUGCUUGUGGAAAUGUCGAGCUACCUCGCAAAAAGACACGAAUACUUGGAGAAUGGUGGUAUGGAUCGAGAGCCACAACUGUCUUGGUGCAACCACAAGAAACGAAGCUCGAAACUUGACGUCCACAAUGAUUGCUCGAUUGAUCACAGCCAAUGUCCGAAAAGAUCCAGGUUAUUCAAUCGCGCAGAUCCAAGUCGAAGUAAAUAAGAGAUAUAGGGUCACCCCUUAUUGCAAAAAGGAAUGGCAUGGUCGAAGAAAAGCACUUGACAGUCUGUAUGGCACAUGGGAAAGCAACUUACAACAACUGUCCAAUUUUCAGGAAGCAUUGCUCAGAGCAAACCCAGAUACCCGUAUGCAGAUUAAGUUCACUAAAGAUACCAAGAAUCGGAAGAAGGUAUGCAUGUACAUUUUUUGGGCAUUUGGGCCAGCUAUACAUUUAUUUAGAGCUGCUUGGCCGGUCAUAACCGUCGACGCCACCCACCUCCGAGGUUCAUACAAAGCAAAAUUGAUCGUGGCAUGUGUGAAGUGCUCGAAUAACACAAUUGUUCCCAUCGCGUUUGCCCUCGUGGAUGAAAAGACAUUGCAUAGCUGGAAAUGGUUCCUCAAAUACCUGAAAAAAUUUGUUCUACUUGACAAGGAGACCUGCAUGAUCUCUGAUCGCCAUAUGGGUAUUCUUGCUGCUAUGGAUGUUAUUCUUGAUAAAUUUCCAGGGAUGGGAGUGCACCGUUAUUGUCUGCAGCACAUCAAAACUAACAAGUUGUUUCAGGAAAACAUAGAUGAAAUUAACAAAUGCCAUUCACCCCUCGUGACGAAUCCCAUGAAACGGUAUGACGAAUACCGUAUACAUCAGAUGGGUCACAAGGUUACCAGAUUCCGCAAGAGGAAUCAGAAGUACCAAAUGAUCACGUACUCACUACCUGAUCGGCCAUGGAAGGGUGGAAAUAUCCAUGAGGUAAGCUACGCCGCCAGGAUGUGCACAUGUUACAAGUGGCAGGCAUACAGGUUUCCUUGCUCCCAUGCGCUUGCUGUUGCCAGGUUUCUACGUCAUGAUCCAUUACCCCUUUUUGAUUCAUUUUAUAGUAGGGAACAAUGGGCUAUUCAGUUUUCUAGAGAAUUCAACCCGGUCCUUCAACCAUGGCCACAGGUGACGUGGCAGCUGAGGCCUGAUGAUACAUUACUCGUCCACCAUGCUGGCCCAGGUCGGACGUGUGUGAAUCGAAAGAAAGGACUUAUGGAUUAUACGAAAAAAUUUGGUAACAAGAGAGUUCAAGUUUGCGGUCGAUGUCAUCAAGAAGGCCAUAAUGCCAGUGCAUGCGCAGUUGAGAAAGUUUGCCCGCGAUGUGGAGGAUUUGAUCAUGAUACCUUCAACUGCGCAUUCUCACAUCCAUCUUCAGACAGGACUCCUUUGAAUCAUGCUUACGAUCGAUAUGGAAUACAUGGUGUACCCCGUAUGCAGACUGAUGAUUCUGAUGAUCAAUCUUCAAAAUUCUGA
Oldenlandia corymbosa var. corymbosa is the source of this 2406-nucleotide messenger RNA. The record is from the annotation of a GenBank genome assembly. NCBI's taxonomy places the organism in Eukaryota, Viridiplantae, Streptophyta, Magnoliopsida, Gentianales, Rubiaceae.